CCAGACGUUUUUCUGCUGCUGAAAACAGAUAUGAGCCUAACGACAUUAAAGGUCUCAUUUCGUAUUGAUUUGUCUGCAGCCAUCUGAGCAAACAGAGCAGGAUUAUUUAAUGCAAUUUAUGUUCUUUUUGUUUCCCCUGAGUCUCGGGACACGCAGCGGAGAGUUGAGAAGGAGAGCAGGCAACACUUUUUGAGUACCUGCUGCGUAGCGUUGCCUGCUGGGUGUCCAAGCACAGCCUGUGAGGGGACAGUUAUCGCUUUUUUGGCCUGCAUGAUGAUUGCGGGAACAGACGCACAAAAUAACACAGCAAGUCCAAACUCAGUGGAGCUAGACACGGAGCAUGCACAGAGAGUCCCCGGGGCAGAACAGGGAGGGGUCCCAGCCCCCCAGGUCAAGCUGAAAGAGAGGCAGAAAUUCUUUGAGGAGGCCUUCCAGCAGGACAUGGAGCAGUACCUGUCUACUGGCUACCUGCAGAUUGCUGAGAGGAGAGAGCCAAUAGGAAGCAUGUCGUCCAUGGAGGUGAACGUGGACAUGUUGGAGCAGAUGGAUCUGAUGGACAUGUCUGACCACGAAGCCCUGGAUGUGUUUCUGCACUCUGGGGGAGAGGACAACAGCGCUGCCUCGCCAGUCACAGGUCCAGAUGUGGAGUCCUUCACCACAGAAAUCAGCCUCCAGGUUCCCACCCAGGCUGAGCUACGCCACAAGCUUUCCUCGCUUUCAUCCACCUGCACCGACUCAGCCAGCCAGGACACGGAGGCCGGGGAGGAGGAUGACGAGGAAGAGGAGGAGGAGACCGAGCAGGGAGGAGGCGUCGCAGGAUCGGGGGGAGGAGGAGGAGGAGGAGGAGGAGGAGGAAGGAGGAGAAGGCCCCCCGUGGUGGUGGCCCUGGAUGAAGAGGAGGUGCACCCGGAUACGGCGCUGGUGGACAGGGUGGAGCGAGAGGACCAGAGCAGCAAAGACUGUGAGGAGAGCAGGCCGAAGGUUUGA
This is a messenger RNA of Chelmon rostratus (copperband butterflyfish), 987 nucleotides long. It is a transcript of the gene dtnbp1b, whose product is annotated as dystrobrevin binding protein 1b. Bases 271 to 987 code for a protein of 238 amino acids. The record is from RefSeq and is a predicted model, not a curated record. NCBI's taxonomy places the organism in Eukaryota, Metazoa, Chordata, Actinopteri, Chaetodontiformes, Chaetodontidae. The transcript has 4 exons. Gene Ontology annotation, biological process: negative regulation of protein kinase activity; neuron projection development; regulation of synaptic vesicle exocytosis. Gene Ontology annotation, cellular component: cytoplasm; neuron projection; synaptic vesicle membrane.